AUGUUUAGAUUGGCCUAUUUACCUCGCGGUUUAAAGAAGGUACAGCCAAGAAUAUUCUAUAGUGGUAAUUCGUAUAUAAUACGGUCAGUAAGGUUAUAUAAUUCGGGAGAUAAAUCAAAUCAAGAAUUUCAAAAUUUACUGGGAAACUCCCAGAAGGAAAGCGAUCCUUUAAAUAUAGAUGAAUUAUUUCCAGAUAUCUCCAAAAAUACAUCUGAAACAGCCGAUUUCGAAAAGAACAACGGGAAAGACAAUUUGAACUACGAAAAGCUGGAGUUAUUUGCAUCUCAGAAUAAAGCAUCUCAAGAAGAUCAGGAAUUAAAGUCUUUUGAAAGAGAUAGCCUCUUAUCUGACAUAGAUACCUAUGUUGAUGCCAAGAAUGGCAGUAAUGAAGAAGCUAUAGACAUAUCUACGGAAGAAAAAUCAGAAUUUGAUAUUUUAAAUGAUUUACUUAAUGACCACGAGAAGAAACAAGAUGAGAUUAUAGAUUCAAAGAAAGGCAAUGAUGAUUUUAAUGAUCUUUUAUCAUCUCUUAACUUAGAUGGUGAUAGUAAUAACAACGAUGAAGGGUUAUUUGAUUUUGAAAAACUAGGUGAAAUGACAAAAGAUCAUCUUAGUAGUAAACAGAACAAAACUCAAACAGAAGAAUUCAAUCCAAUUGAUGUCGAUAAGAACGAUGAAAAUAUUUUUGAUUUGAGCUUUUUGGACAUGAAUAAAACUAAUGAUAACGAAAAGAAAAUUAUUGAGGAAGAAAAGCAACUAUUUCAAAACAUCUUCAACUCUUACGUGAAGCCAACGGAUAGAGACGAACAAUCAGAGUUGUUGCAGAACUUGAGAGAUUCUGUAAAUAUUUCCAAAAACCAGAUUAAUGAUAUAUUGACCUCCUCAACUAGUGCACGAAACAAAUUGCCUAACGUUUCUGGAAGGUUGAAGGAUGAACUCUUUACCAAAACUAGGGAUGCUUUGAAACCAACGUUAGAAUAUAUACAUACAUCUUCAGACUUGGGUACUUCAAAUUCGUUAACCCAAUACCUAAGAACUGUUUUUACCAGUUGGUUUGAAAUAGUUGAAAAGGCACAAAGUGAUAAAGUUGUUUUUGAAGACGUAUAUCUAAACAAGCUAUUGAAAAAAUCAACAAAAUUCAGCGAGAAGCAUGAUAAAUUUAUUAAUUCCGUUUACGUUCAAUCGACCGAACAUCCAUCUAACCCUAUUUUGAACGUUUUCACAUUACCCAUUAUAUUCAACUCCAUUCUUAAUACAAUAGCCAUGAAAUACCACGAUGGACAGCUCGCUCUUUCGUUAUUCAAUUUCUUGAAAAAGGAUAUUAAUUUAUAUACUGUAUGCUGCAAUCAACAAACAUACAAUGAAAUUUUGAGAAUACAGUGGUUGUUCUACGGCAAGUCAAAUUUGUAUGGUAUUGAACUCAUCUUUAUAGAAAUGUUGAACAACGGUUUCUCUGGCGACUUAAUGACAUUUAACAUACUUAAGCAAAUAAUUAUAGAUUACCAUAAUUUAAAGAUGGGACAAGCUUCCUUAAAUGAAGCGAAACUUCCAAUAUGGUCAAAAGAAGAUGAUAAACGGGUAGAAAACUUAGAAAGAAAGUUAAGUACUUUGGCUUAUGUUUUAAAAAGAUCCCACAGGUAA
Molecule: messenger RNA, 1641 nt
Organism: Debaryomyces fabryi
Lineage: Eukaryota; Fungi; Ascomycota; Pichiomycetes; Serinales; Debaryomycetaceae
Exons: 1
Coding region: 1-1641 (546 amino acids)
Cellular component (GO): mitochondrion
Source: RefSeq, a predicted model, not a curated record